Messenger RNA from Nerophis ophidion (straightnose pipefish), 4130 nucleotides. It is a transcript of the gene atmin, whose product is annotated as ATM interactor. Gene Ontology annotation, cellular component: nucleus. The transcript has 4 exons. The coding region runs from base 2 to 2392 and encodes 796 amino acids. NCBI's taxonomy places the organism in Eukaryota, Metazoa, Chordata, Actinopteri, Syngnathiformes, Syngnathidae. Gene Ontology annotation, biological process: regulation of transcription by RNA polymerase II. Gene Ontology annotation, molecular function: transcription cis-regulatory region binding; DNA-binding transcription factor activity, RNA polymerase II-specific. The record is from RefSeq and is a predicted model, not a curated record.
GAUGUCAAUCAAAGCAAUGGGACAUCAAUGCGACCGCCCAUUCAAUCGGAGCCUGGUUACAGGACUGACCACUGGGAGUGACUGUCAACAUACAAACAUGGCUGCCUCUUCGGCUACAGACAAGGCGAUGACCGGUGAUAACGCACCCGAACACAUUCCUUGUGGUCCCCAAGAAGCUGUGUCGCAGUCUCGGGAGAUAAUUAAACCGUCCGUAGUGGAGCUGACCAAAGAAGUGAGAACAAACAUCCUCUGCACGGUCAAAGGAUGUGGGAAGAUCCUUCCCAACACACCUGCAUUGAACAUGCAUCUCGUCAAGUCACACAGAGUGAAGGAUGGUAUUGUCAACCCCACUGUCAGAAAGGACAUGAAGUCCUGCAAAAAGCUAUACUGCUGCCCCAUAGAGGGUUGUCCCAGAGGGCCAGGAAGACCCUUCUCCCAAUUCUCACUGGUUAAACAACAUUUUAUGAAGAUGCAUGCAGAGAAAAAACACAAGUGCUCCAAGUGCAGCAAUGGCUACAGCACCGAGUGGGACCUCAAGAGACACAUUGAGGACUGUGGGAAGACUUACCAGUGUACGUGUGGCUGUCCGUAUGCCAGCCGUGCUGCCCUUCUAUCACAUAUCCUUCGGACAGGACAUGAGAUUCCUACUGAACACAGAAUUCCUCCAGUAAAAAGGCGAAAGAUGGAGAAACUCUCAAAUUCUGAAAAGGGAAAGACCAUUGAUGCUGGGAUCAUGCCUUCCACUUAUGAAGUUACUGAGGAUACACCCCCUUCUGAUAUCAUCAUUCAAAGUUCGGACUUGGCCAGCCAGAUGUCCAAUGGCAACACAAUCCUCCAGAAGCCACUUCUACCCAAACCCAAUAUGGCUUUGGUCAGUGUUCCUGUGAUGCAGCUGGCUCACUUGCCUGUCCUCCUCCCUUCUACAGAGAGUGGAGCUCUCAGGUCAGUAGUGUUAGCAGUCAACAGCCAAGGCUCUGUUAGCACUCUCCACCUCCUGCCACAGGCCUCUGGAGCUGUAGUGCCUCAGGUGGAUGCUAAGAGUUUAGUUUUUCAGGACAGUAUGCCUACUUCUCGCUCUGGCCUUGGGCCAAUCAGCACAGGUGUACAAGUUGGGCUUGGCAGUCCGGUCCCACAGGACUCGGGACGAGGAAGGAGUACAUCUACCAACAUUCAAACAGACAAGUCAUAUCUGGCAAAAAUACCUUCAGGGGUCACAGAGGGGAUUGGAUUGUGUUCUGUGGGCGAGCCUGCUGUAUCAUCCUGCUCCCAGACGGACAUCAGUGUGAGUGCCCAAAUCCUCCUGCCAGUCAGUGUUCAAACCCAGACCUUGUACACCCGAGCCAAAGCCACAUCAACUAUCGGGGCUCAGACAGACAGCCAAUCCCUAAACCAAAGUACUUGCUCCUUUUCAUUUGUGCCGCCGUGUAAAACCAGGCAUACCCAGACCUACUUCACCAUUCCACAAUGGGAGGAGAAGGUUCAUGAUCAGUCCAUCAUGUGCUCUGACCUUUUUGGAGGGGAUUCCCUCAGUGUCUCCACUCAGACAGCGCUGCACAGAGAUGAGCCUCUGCUUGCCACAGGAAGUCGAUUAUAUGAGGAUGCAAAGGCAACAGGGGCCAUGUGUUUUGGGGCUCAGACCGAUGAACUGAACCCAAACAACGUUGCAGACAACCAAACCCAGACAAUGACCUUGUUAAAUGAUUUGGAAAACAUUCUCUCUGGCCAUCAAGUGUUGACCGACACCACCACAGUUGGCGGUUCAAGCUUGACCCCCGUUCAGGAGCAGCACAGUACCAUGGAUUUUGACUUUGAAGAGUUUCUGAGUUCUGUGCACAUUCAAACACAGACAGAGGAGAGCCACCUGGGAGGACUGAAUGAAGACACACCACUUGAGUCUCUGGACAUCCAGACCCAGACAGAUUUCUUCCUGAUGGACGAUAUAGACCAAAGUGAGGGAACAAAUCGAACCCAAGCCAGUGACUUGGAGCUUUUUGACACUCAAACUCAGACUGAUCUAAACUUCCUUCUAAGUGCUGGAAGUCACCUGCCCCUUGGUAGCAUCCUGCGCCAUUCAAGCUUUUCUAUGAGCACAGAGUCUUCUGACACUGAAACGCAAACCGAUCUGCCAUCGUUUGCUCCCUGCCUUCCUCCUCAGUGCCCCGUCACUCAGGGGGACCAGGGAAGGCUUUUAAACAGCACAGAGACACAGACCAGCCAGGUGGAGGACUUCGGUAACCUCUUCUUGACAAGCAAUGAAACCCAAACGGUCAUGGAUGACUUUUUGUCGGCCGAUUUGGCAUGGAACAUUGAUUGCCAUUUCAGCUCUGUGGAAACUCAGACAUGUGAAGAGCUUUUUGCUCUCUUUCAGCACCCUGAGAAACCCAACCGCUGAAAUUACUCUUACGGUGCUGCCUGAUGUCCUUGGUUACUUGCCUCUUUCUGUCAUAAGAAUGAGCGAAGGCUGUCCAAUAGUGGAUUAGCCAUUAAGUUAAAUGAAGUCCGUAAAAAUGUCUUUGAAUCAUUCCACUUGGGACACAUCGUCCGGGAGUGUUUCUAGGUUUGUUUCCUGACUGCUUAGUGCACUUUAUAGCUCGAUGGGCCGAAUGUUUCAGCUCAGUCAUUACAUAUUUAUUUGCACAUAAAUGUUGUGUAAUGUGUGUAGUCUGAAAUGCUACUUUUUUGUUUGUCUUUUUUUUCUGGGGGGGUAUUUGCUAGCAUAGUGUACUUAGACAUAACGUUACACCUGUGGUUAAUCCAGGCUACUGUAGUUAAAUACGCAUGUAAUGCAUGAAAAAAGUUCGUUUACACAUUUUUGCAGUUGCUUUGUGUGUAUUUAGUAUGUGCAGGAAGUCUUCAAUUUGUCCGCACAAGCAUCUUAAUGGCUGCUUAGCCGAUUUAAAGGCAAGCACACAAUAUCAUUAACAGAGUUGCACUAGUGAGACUAUUUCUGGAUGAAGCCUUACUGAACAAAGAAGUCAGUGUAAAAAAAACAACAAAAACGCACAAGUACAAAGGUAACGUUAUCAGUCGUAGCACACCUUUUGAGUGAAGGGAAAAUAUGUAUUCUAUUUUGAUGUGGUCAUUCUAUUCUGAUGUGGUCAUUUUUGUAGGUAACUGAUUCUAAGCUGUCUGUCUGACUUAUUCAUUAGCUUGGUGUAAGUAUAUAUGCUGGCUGUGAGUCAAAAGUCAUGUUGCUGCAAAGCAUAUUAGUAUUACCUGCCAUAGUGAAAAACUCAAUGCAUGUCAAAAACAAUUACUAAACCCAUUGUAUGCUGAUUGUGUUGCACUGAGUUACUUCAAAUUGAUAAUGCACCCUAAGCAGGUCAUGUUCUACUCUGGAGUAAAAAUAUUAUUACGUUGAUGGUGCCUUAACACAAGUGUUAUCUUUUCGUAUUCUAUUAUGUUUAACAAAAAUAAUCACAAUACUUUUUGCAUUGUAUUUUUAUUGAAGUUGCAUGAUAUUCCGCAUAUUGUUUCUUUACAAUAGCUUACACAUUACAAUGUGAAAAUAUAUUAUUUUCUGUAUCACAUUUCCACAUGUGUUGGUCAGGUGUAUAUUGGAACUUUCUGUUUUUUCAAAGUUGAGUUCCCGUGUGUUUCUUGCAGAAGAAAAACAUUAAGCAGGUAUUUUUACAUUUAGAGUUGUUGACAUACAAUAUAUACGUCCACACACUCCAAACAUGAUCAGUAAAGAGAAUAUGGCUCGACCUUAUCAAGUUUAUAGUGUAAAACUUUUUGCACCACAUAUCAAUUCAAAGAUAUAGGUAAGUGGAGAUAUUUGAGCCUCUAUGUAUAAUAACCUGAUGUAGACUACAGGAAAUGCAAAAUAAAUUCAAACUUGUCCACCCAAUUGUUUAAUUGAAUAUGUACAUUGUAUAAUCAACUCUAGAAAAGAAUGGUUUGUAUCUAAGGCCCCCAAAAAAUUAUGAUUCUUACAUGCCAAUGGUACGCGAAUGCAUACUUCUGAUUGCAACUGUGGAUACAUUGUUGGCUUGGAACACAAUUGUUUUAAGAUCAUGCAUGGUUUUUCUAGCACAAAAUGCUUUUAAGUAUGAUGGUAGAAACAAAUGUUUGCUUGAUCUAAGGGCAACGACGUUAACCAGAGGUUCUUAAUAAACUGCUGGAACAUA